Messenger RNA from Lathyrus oleraceus (garden pea), 556 nucleotides. RefSeq lists its product as uncharacterized. The coding region runs from base 75 to 413 and encodes 112 amino acids. The transcript is spliced from 2 exons. The record is from RefSeq and is a predicted model, not a curated record. NCBI's taxonomy places the organism in Eukaryota, Viridiplantae, Streptophyta, Magnoliopsida, Fabales, Fabaceae.
UAAAGUAUUGUCCACUCGAAUCAAACACAACAUAUACACCAAGAGCAAAACAGUAUUUACAUAAAGAAAGAAAUAUGGCAAAAAGUGAGAUGAAAAAUGUUGUUAUGAUGAUUAUCACAAUGAUUAUGUUGGUUUCUGCUGAAGCUAAUCAUUCUCUUCCACCUCAAGCUACAGAAAAUGGAAUCGAUGACAUUACUUGUCUUGUCAAAUGUGGUUUAGAAUGUGCACCUAAGUUGGGAAAUAAAAUCAAAUAUGGAAUGUGUAUGGCUCUAUGUGAAUUGUUAUGCAGUAAACAUCCAUCGCAAGAUGCAUAUGUUUGUACUAGAAGCUGUACUUACUCCAAACUCAAUAAUAUUAAUACCGAUGCUCGUGAUGUCAACGGAAUCGUCGAUUCAUGUUUGAAAACUUGUUAGAAUAUAUGUAACAGUCAAUAAAUCAAAAAGUAUGAAUUUUGUCUAUCGACUUUGUGACUUUGUCAAUGCAAUCGUUAAUUCGUAUUUAAAAGUUUAUAUUGGAAUAAUAUGUAGCAAUCAAUAAAUUAAACUCUUCACUUUUA